Molecule: messenger RNA, 378 nt
Organism: Penicillium subrubescens
Lineage: Eukaryota; Fungi; Ascomycota; Eurotiomycetes; Eurotiales; Aspergillaceae
Exons: 2
Coding region: 1-378 (125 amino acids)
Molecular function (GO): dioxygenase activity
Source: RefSeq, a predicted model, not a curated record
AUGACUCAACUCCGACUAAUACACUAUCCAGCGUCCGAAAAAGCUGUCGGAACAUGGAGAGCCGGAAGUCACACUGAUGUUGGAUGUCUUACUCUUUUGUUCCAGCGCGAUGGAGAAGACGGACUUGAAAUCUGCCCAGGCCGAGAAAGCCAUUCUAGUUUUGCAAGCGGCGAUGUCUUCACUCCUCUUCCAGCUGAAACAGGUCCCAUUGUCGUCAAUAUUGGAGACAUGCUCAUGGCGUGGUCUGAUGACCGUUUGAAAUCCAACUUUCACCGAGUGCGGGCCAAAGACGAGGGUAUAUCGCCGUCUCGAUACUCAAUUGCUUAUUUCAAUCAAGCAAGGCGCGAUUUUGUACUGCAGGGACCGCUGAAAAAAUAG